This is a messenger RNA of Helianthus annuus (common sunflower), 393 nucleotides long. RefSeq names its product metalloendoproteinase 4-MMP. Bases 1 to 393 code for a protein of 130 amino acids. The transcript is spliced from 3 exons. Gene Ontology annotation, molecular function: zinc ion binding; metalloendopeptidase activity. Lineage: Eukaryota; Viridiplantae; Streptophyta; Magnoliopsida; Asterales; Asteraceae. Gene Ontology annotation, cellular component: extracellular matrix. The record is from RefSeq and is a predicted model, not a curated record. Gene Ontology annotation, biological process: collagen catabolic process; extracellular matrix organization; proteolysis.
AUGGUGAUAAUCGUUCACAACUUCACGGACGUAUUCGAUGACACCUUCGAAUCAGCCGUCGUAAACUACCAGAAAAACCUCGGACUUACGGUCACCGGAAAGCUCGACGCCGUCACCGUUACACAAAUAAUGUCACCGUUCUGUGGUCUCAUCUCGAUGUUUCCGCGUUAUGAUUACUCAACUGCCGAUAUAAAAAUCGGAUUUUAUAAAGGCGACCAUGGUGAUGGAGAGCCGUUUGACAGCGUUUUGGGGGUUUUAGCUCAGGCUUUUUCGCCGAAAAACGGUAGGCUGCAUUUAGAUGAAGCUGAAACGUGGGCCGUUGAUUUUAAAUCGAGUAAAACUAUGUGUUGUGAAGAAUAUAAAGGCACACAGUUGCAAUCAAACUUCAAAUGA